This is a messenger RNA of Anarrhichthys ocellatus (wolf-eel), 3510 nucleotides long. RefSeq names its product A kinase (PRKA) anchor protein 17A (gene akap17a). Bases 141 to 2138 code for a protein of 665 amino acids. NCBI's taxonomy places the organism in Eukaryota, Metazoa, Chordata, Actinopteri, Perciformes, Anarhichadidae. The record is from RefSeq and is a predicted model, not a curated record. The transcript has 7 exons.
AGUUUACUGCAUCCGGAAAACGCUCUAUGGGUUAUUUUCUGGUUUUUCCCCUGCAGCGUUUGGGUCUCUAUAAAUCAGUUACGUUGCAAUACGUUUGUUGAUUUUCUUGCCAGGAAGCUAACUAAUGCCAGCUUCCCGUCAUGUCUGCUACAAUGACCACCAUUGUCCACGAUACUACAGAGGCAGUGUGCUUCUCCUCUGAGUACAACCUCUACCUCAAGCCCAUUGCCAAGAUGACCAUCAGUGUGGCUCUGCCGCAGCUCAAGCUGCCGGGCAAGAGCAUCUCAAACUGGGAAGUAAUGGAGAGGAUCAAGGCCAUGGUAGCUCCGGAUCAGUUUUCAGCCCUGCGAAUCUCCAAGAGCACGAUGGACUUCAUCCGCUUCGAGGGCGAGGUGGAGAACAAGACGGUGGUCAAGAGCCUGCUGGCUCGUCUGGAUGGGAAGAGCAUCAAACUCAGUGGAUUCACUGAUGUACUGAAGGUCCGUGCGAUAGAGAACAAAGUGGACUUCCCUACACGUCACGACUGGGACUCCUUCUUCCGCGACGCCAAGGAUAUGAAUGAGACUGUGCCGGGAGAGAGGCCCGACACCAUCCACCUAGAGGGACUUCCUUGCCGCUGGUUCAGCCAGAAGGACUGCCCGUACCCAGACCGGCCCUCUGAAGAGGUCCUGAUUGCGGUCUUUCAGACAUUUGGCCAGGUGCGGAAUGUUGACAUCCCCAUGCUGGACCCAUACCGGGAGGAGAUGCUGGACAAGAACUUCAACACAUUCAGUUUCGGGGGACACCUGAACUUUGACGCUUAUGUCCAGUACCAGGAGUAUGGCGGCUUCACCAAGGCAAUGGACACUCUGCGCAGCAUGAAGCUGAUGCUGAAAGGAGACGAUGGAAAGGCAGUGGCCUGCAACAUCAAGGUGGCCUUUGACACCAGCAAGCACCUGAGUGAGUUGGCUCUGAAGAAGAGGAGCCUGGAGAGGCUGAAGUUACAGGAGCUGGAGAGGCAGAGAGAGGAGCAGAAACGACGGGAGAAGGAGGAGGAGGAGCGACGGAAGGAUGAGGAGAGGAAGCAGAAGGAGCAGGAAGAGGAGGAGAAGGAGAAGAGGAAGGAAGAGAGGAUACGAAAGCGAGAACUGAAGCUGCGGGAGAGAGAGGAGAGGAGGAACCUGAAGAAGGUGAGGCGACAGCAGGAGGAGGAUCAGAAGAAGCUGCAGAUGAAGAUCGCCAUGGAGGAGAGGAGGCUGCUGCUUGCUCAGCGCAACUUGGAGUCCAUCCGUCUCAUUGCUGAGCUUCUGGCCCGGGCCAAGGACCUGAAGCAGCAGCAGCAAGAGAAACAGAGGGCUGAGCGGGAGGAGCGGGAGAGGCAGGAGCAGGCUCGACAAAAGGAGGAACUGGCUCGUCUUCAGCAGCUGGAGGCCUGCCGGCGCAAGCAGGAGGAGGAGCUCCGGAGGGUGGAGGUGGAGAAGGAGCGAGCGCUGGAGCUCCAGCGGCGCGAGAGGGAGCUUAGGGAGAAACUGCUUGGCAACCUGGUAAAGAAGAGCAGCGGUAAAGCCACAAGACCUCCAGGCGCACAGGACCAGGCUGGCCCUGUGACCGGGGAGGAGGCCUCUGCUCCUGGUGUUAAUGAUGUGAUGUUGGGGGUCCUGGGCCGGAUGUACGGAGUGAAGGCAAUUGAGGGCGAAGAGAAGCAGGUGUCCAAAUCCAGUGUGCAUUCACAAGUGUUGGGCAAAAAACGAACACCAGAGGAGGACACGAAGAAGGACCGGGAAGGAAGGAAGGAAGAGGUGAUGAGGAGUAAGCACGGUAGGGAGCAAGCGAGGGACCGCAACCACUCCCACAGAAAGAGGAGCUCCCACAGCCGAGGAAGGAGGAGGCGCUCUCACAGCUACAGCAGCAGGAGGAGGAGGAGCUCCAGUCGUCGUAGGAGGAGCCACAGCCGGAGCACAAGCUCCAGCCGGGACAGGAGCCGGAGCAGCAGUGGGAGGAGCUACAGCGGCGAGAGGACCAGCAGGCAUAGUCACCGUAGAUACAUCAGAGGCAGCUCCAGGACCAGCAACAAGAGUAGAGACGGGAGGAGUCCCAGCCAUCACAGGUACAAGAGACACAGCAACAGCAGAGACAGGAGCCACUCCAGACGAUGCUAAUCAUCAGUUUGUUGAUUUAUGUAUUCCCCAUUGUUGGGCUUACACCUAAAGUUCAAUAAGUUUCAGAAGAAGAAUAGACGUUUUGGCCCUUUAAGUAAGUAAUAUAACAGUGCACCGAAUGGCUUUUUCCAGAAUAAGGCAGCACAAAACAAGAAAUCUUGAAUAUGAAAAAACAAAAAUCCCAUUUAAAGCAGAAUCAGCUGAAACUAUAUAUGUAAGUGUACCCUGUAUGUGAAAGGCAUGUACAUCAGUGAUGAUUCUAGGGUGGUGCUUUUACCUUUUUUAUUUUAUUUUUUUCUCCACAUUUCAUACUGCUCAGUAUCAGCUGCUGACUCCAUUUGUCAAAUCUUCAAUGUGUUUACAUUUAACAACUUCAUGGCAUAACACACACAAUUUACCAUUUGUUUUUAGAAUAUUAUACUUUGCCAUGUGUGAAAGACAUUGCAUCUACAUAUGCACUGAAGUACACUAAAACCAACAUGAAUAAACGUAUUAGGGUCUUCAAAUGUGUAUGUUGAGAACAUUAACUGUCUGAUAAUUAAAGGUGAAUAUGAUCGGCUCAUUGUAUUUGCAGAUUGACACACCCGUCUGACCCUACUGUGAACCCAACAGCCUGUUGAUGUAAGCAAGUAGUCUUUGUGCAUGAUUAACAGUUGGUUUUAAUAAGUGGAAAGUUUUAUUUUGAUGUGGCACCAACCUCUUCAUCCACACUCUUAGCACACCUCUAUGUUUAGGCUGACCUGUCCCGUGUCAACGGCCUGAAAUAUUUCCUUGUGUUGCUGAUAAACAGCUCGUCGUCCAGCUUAACCAAGCGGCACCAUUUUUGAUGAUCACAAAGUUUCAACUUACAAAGACUUCAUUUAUUUUAAGUUGUAUUUGAAUUUACAAAUGUGAAUAAGUUGAGUGAGUGACUUGCGUGAAUUGAAAGUAACAAAAGGCGUAUUGGCCCCGACUCAUCAAGCAGUGUUCUCCCUCUUUCUUUUUUUUUAAUGAGUAUGUCUUGAAUUGAAGUGACGGCUUUGAGACCGCUCCAAUUUCUUCAAGUCUGGGUUAAAGCUUUAAUUAUCGUUUUAGAAAAAAAGGGUUCCAGUCAGUCCAGCACUGUACCAAGUAGAAAGGAGAUGUUAGGAUUCUUUCAUGUUCACAAUGUAAUGCUGGAUACAUUUCUAUAGCCGUACUAAUAGCUGUACAGACGGUUCUCCUUGUUGUAUUUCAGCUUUGAGGAAGUCAAUAAGGUCCAAUGGUUGUUUUUUUUGACACUGCUAAAUUGACAUUUGUUGCUCACCAUGGCAAUAACCACUUGUUCUGUGUACCUCAUGAUCUCUGAGAGCAUGUCAUGCAUACACAUUUUAAUAAAAAGUCAUGCUGAAAA